Messenger RNA from Colias croceus (clouded yellow), 3123 nucleotides. Its product is annotated as probable 2-oxoglutarate dehydrogenase E1 component DHKTD1 homolog, mitochondrial. Lineage: Eukaryota; Metazoa; Arthropoda; Insecta; Lepidoptera; Pieridae. The transcript has 20 exons. The coding region runs from base 130 to 2892 and encodes 920 amino acids. Gene Ontology annotation, molecular function: oxoglutarate dehydrogenase (succinyl-transferring) activity; thiamine pyrophosphate binding. The record is from RefSeq and is a predicted model, not a curated record. Gene Ontology annotation, biological process: tricarboxylic acid cycle.
CUAUCUCGCUCAGUCCGUAUUCGAACUCGGCGUAAGGCGCUCCCGCGCACUUCUACUUUUAGUCGACCUUGAACCGGGUUAUUUCAAUUAAAACGUGCUUUUUGAAAUGUUUUGAAAAAGUGAGUGAAAAUGAUUGUGUUUAUGAAAGUGGGAGUGAGACAGGUAGUGAAAUGGCGGGACUCGCAGUGUCGAAGGGUUAAGUACCAUUCGGGAGUGGGAGUGUUCGGGCAUCGGCCGGCAGAGGUGAACGACAGCGAAAUACCACAGGAAAUUAUCUCAAAACGAUAUGAGAACUGCCGCGCUCAACAACUGGUGAACGCAUACAGAACCUAUGGUCAUCUUAGAGCUACUAUUGAUAAUGUCGAUUAUAAGAAUGAAAAUAGGGACAUAAAAGAACUGAGUUUAUCAAGGCACGGCCUCACUUCAGAAGACCAUGUAGACCUGGGUUUAUUAUACGGUCACAAUGGGAAGGAACCAGCUAAAAAUCUCAUAGAACAAUUGGAAAAAAUAUAUUGCGGACCCAUUUCAUAUGAGUUUUCGUAUUUAGAAUCAGAUGCAGAACGCGAAUGGUUUGCUCAAAGGAUAGAAAGCAAUUCAGAUAGCCUAGAUAAAGAUCGACGUCUAGAAAUUCUUAAGGAACUACUGGAAACUCAAACUUGGGAUAAAUUCCUAUCAGUCAAAUAUCCCAGUGUUAAGAGAUAUUGUGGUGAAGGAGCAGAGUCUCUUUUGACGUUCUUCUCGACGCUUAUUAAUCGAACUGCUAGUGACGGUGUAGAAUACGUGACCCUAUCAAUGGCUCACAGGGGAAAAAUAAAUGUUCUAACGAGCAACUUGAAAUUUCCACCUGUGAAAAUAUUCCAUAAAUAUAAUGGCAACCCAGAAUUUCCUCAAGACGCAAAUGCUGCGUGUGAUAUUGCAACACAUUUGAGCACAUCAGUGGACUUAAAUGUUGACGGAAAGACAGUGAGAUUCUCGAUGAUCAACAAUCCAUCACAUUUAGAAGCAGCAAAUCCUGUAUCUAUGGGAAAAGCACGAUCCAAGCAACUCAAAUUACGGGAAGGUGGAUAUUCUGCGGACAAUUCAUCAAGAUUUGGCGACAAAGUUAUGAACGUUCAAAUUCACGGAGACGCAGCCUUCGCCGGUCAAGGAAUAAACCAAGAAAUGUUGAUGAUGUCUCAAGUUCCGCACUACAAUGUGGGAGGUUCUGUACACGUUGUUGUUAAUAAUCAGCUUGGCUUCACUCUGCCCGCAAACCGCGGCCGCUCCAGUAGAUAUGUGACGGAUUUGGCAAAAGCCAUCUCUGUACCAGUCAUACAUGUUAAUGGUGAUUAUCCUGAGCUAGUAGCAAAAGCCACAAACAUAGCGUUCGAGUACCAAAGAAAGUUCAGGAAAGAUGUGUUCAUAGAUUACAAUUGCUAUCGGAAAUGGGGACACAAUGAACUAGAUGAUCCGACCUUCACAAAUCCCUUAAUUUACAAAGUUAUUUAUAAUAGAAAAACAAUCCCAGAUUUGUACGCCGAGAAAUUAAUAAGUGAAGGAUUAGUUACUGAGGAGGAAGUUAAGAACAUUAACGAUGAAUUCCAGAAAUAUUUGCAAUCACAGUACGAAAUGGCCGGUAGAUAUCAGCCUGAGGUAACAUAUUACCAAGAGCAAUGGUCAGCCAUGACAGCUGCUCCGAAGGCAGUAGAAGUUUGGGACACCGGAGUCGACACAGAUGUCCUGAAGACUGCAGGUCAGGCAUCCGUUAACACACCUAGCGAUUUUAAUAUUCAUCCACAUCUUGCAAAAACUCACGUGAAAAACCGACUGAACAAGAUCGCUUCAGGAAAAGACAUCGACUGGGCAACUGCAGAAGCUAUGGCCUUCGGCUCGCUCCUCCUAGAAGGUCGUCACGUCCGUCUAAGCGGUGAAGACGUUGGUCGUGGAACAUUCUCGCACCGACAUGUGAUGCUCGUGGACCAACAAAACGAGAACAUGCACAUACCAUUGAACCACAUACGGGAGGACCAGAAGGGAUUCUUGGAGGUAGCAAACUCUAUCCUCUCAGAAGAAGCAGUAUUAGGUUUCGAGUACGGCAUGGCGUGUGACAAUCCAGACAAUCUUUGUAUAUGGGAAGCGCAGUUUGGAGACUUUUACAAUGGCGCCCAAAUCAUUGUUGAUACUUUCGUCGCUUCUGGAGAGACUAAAUGGGUCCGCAGCAACAGUCUUGUAAUGCUCCUUCCUCACGGCUACGACGGUGCCGCGUCAGAUCACUCCUCAUGUAGACUCGAACGGUUCCUCCAACUCACUGAUAGUUCAGAGACAUCUCCCGACUCGGAGGCUGUGAACAUGCAAGUUGUCAAUCCCACCACACCGGCACAGUACUUCCACUUAUUGAGGAGACAGGUAGUCAGAAAUUACCGCAAACCCUUAGUAAUAGCAUCGCCAAAGAUUCUCCUGCGGUCUGCGGCCGCUGUGAGUUCACUCGCAGACUUCGCUCCAGGAACAUUCUUUAGACCCGUUAUUGGUGAUACUUACGCAGAGCCACUUCGCGUAAAACGCGUAAUUCUGGUCAGCGGGAAACAUUACUAUGAGUUACAUAAACAGAGACUUCAGAACAAAAUAGAAGAUGUGGCCAUUAUACGAGUGGAGGGUUUGUGUCCCUUCCCCGUGCAGGGCUUGCAGGCGGAACUCGCCAAAUAUGCUAAUGCUAGAAAAUUCAUUUGGAGUCAAGAGGAGCACAGAAACAUGGGCGCGUGGUCCUUCAUUAAGCCUCGCUUCGAAAAUCUUUUAGGCAAAAAGCUUAUUUACUCGGGUCGCAGUGAAGCCGCUACCCCCGCAGUGGGAACUCCCGUGUUACAUCGCGCUGAAGUCGAACAUAUUAUAAAAGAUCCCUUAUUUAAUAUCAAAUAAAUAUAUUUUAUUAAGGAAUGUGUGCAAUAGUUUAAUUUUUGUAUUAACAAAAUUGGUGCAUUGAGACAUUUUGAUUUUUAAUUUGUAAAUGACUUUGUAUUAUAACUUGUUUAUAUUCUUCAAUUUUUAUUUUUUAAAACAACCACGAAAUGUUUAUUGAAACAUUUGUCAUAAUUUCAUAAAGGAUUUUUAAACCUCAAGCGCAUUUAAAAUACGUAGCGUAUAAGCUGU